AACAAUCAUGGAUACACUCUCUCUUACACACUCAGCAAACUGCCCUCUCAUUCAUCAAAGGUGAUGGGUAGUACCGAGAACUACCACAAGCCUCCACGCAACCUCCCGGUGAACAAUGAGUCUGAUUUCAUGAACAGAGAUGUCGGUCUCCAGACAAGAAUGAAGAACCCUUUUCUCUACAAGGCUUUUAAUUCUGCUUCAUCUGAUCGAAAUUUCAGUCAGCCCAUUAGGCAGGAAAAUGCAGCCAAAGAAAGGCCGUUGGGUCCAGUUGUGUCCCAGCCCCAUGUUGUAAGAGGCGACCGUCAGUGCCAAGAAAACGAUGCCACACUAGGAGCAGGUCAAACUCUGGAAAGGAGAUGCUGAUUUCAACUGAAGGGGCUGAUGGGAAGUACAGGGUGACCAUGGUGUCCCACUACUCCCCAGAGCACCCACUUUCUGAGCCUGAUAUGCCUGUGCCCUCGAAGUCAGACAGGCAUGGUAGUGGACAGAGAGCCAGAUCAGCUCUUAAAAUGAAGCAGAGUCGAUCCAUGCACAACUAUCCUCAACACAGGCUCGAGUCCAUAGCACUGCCACGCAACCCGACCCUACAUAAGGAAUACAGCUGCCCUGACUUCAAACAUACCGGGUCCAGCGAUAGUUUCGGUGUUGCAAACCGCAACCAGGACAGGCUGAUGUAUAAGACUCUCAGCAGCUCUAAAGAAGACUACCAGUACAUUCGUGCAAUAAGCAGGGAACCUCAGAGGUCUAAGAGAUCACAUAGUGUUAAAACACACCAUCCAUCUGGUCAAGCGAAAAUCGGGACUCUGGAGCGGGACCACAGACCGUCGUUCUCUUCCCAAAGUAGGACAAGAACUCACAGUAUGUUUGUGCCAUCUCGCUCGGACUAUUCCGAAAGCUAUGUAUCCAUGCGUCCGAAAGCCCCUAAGACCAGCCGAGCUAGUUCGGGUGUUUUCCCAAACUACGGCUGCAUGCCGCUUCACAGUAACAGACUGUAUUCCACAGCUGUGGGCCACACAGGUUUUCAUCAGACACAGCUCAGACCCGAGAUGCAGAUUUAUGCUGAAUGACAUAUUUUUAAUAAAUAAAUAAAUAAAUACCUAAAAUAAAUUAACCAGAAAUAUAUGACCUCUGCAGGGCAGUGGUUUUCUAUUGUUAAUCAGAUAAGAAUAAUAUUUAAAAAGAUUAAAAUACUCUAAUUGUUCACUGAAGGGUGUCACUGUAUGCACUGCAUACUCUAUAUAUUACAGUAAAUUUGGAAAUUCACUCAAAGAAUAUGGUAAUGGGUUAUUAUGGCUACUCUGAUUUGUUUAAGUGUGUUGUGUCAUUUUGUUACUAGAGGUCAGAGGUUGCAAAAAGUACUCAAAAUAUGAUGUGAGAAAAAUUAACAAAGGCUUUUAAAAUUUGUCAUAGGUGCAAUAUAUAGGAACCACUGCCUUGUGUUUUUGAGUGACGUUUUUUGCCAUAUUACCAUGACUGUGGAAUUAAACAGUUAUAUGUCAAUGACAUCAGCAUAUAUGGCCUGACUUUUAAAGAGAACAACUAUAUAAGGUCAUAAUUUCCACAACCGCCCCUCCCCUCAGUCCCCCAGGCUCCCAGAAGUUUUUCCCUCUGCAUUUAUAAAUCAUGCACUUUACAGUUGGUCUGUGUUUUAUGUAACAACAGGCACUUUAGACAUGAUGUUUUCUUUCUUUUUUUUCUUUUUUUAUCACGUUAACUGAGUCAAAGAUGUGGGCGAGCUUUCAUCUAAACCGUUCGAGCAGUAGUAAUCAUUACAUGGUUACAUAUGGAAUAUAUGCUGAUCAACUGCUGUUUUAGUUUUUAACAAGCGUACUGUUCUCUAAUUUAGUUGAUUUUAUUCUAUUUUUAUGUUUACUUUGCUUCACUCUCAUUAAAGUUAUUUAUUCAAAAUCA
Messenger RNA from Cyprinus carpio (common carp), 1911 nucleotides. RefSeq lists its product as uncharacterized. Lineage: Eukaryota; Metazoa; Chordata; Actinopteri; Cypriniformes; Cyprinidae. The transcript has a single exon. Bases 357 to 1067 code for a protein of 236 amino acids. The record is from RefSeq and is a predicted model, not a curated record.